This is a messenger RNA of Anthonomus grandis grandis, 696 nucleotides long. Its product is annotated as cuticular protein 47Eg-like. Gene Ontology annotation, molecular function: structural constituent of chitin-based larval cuticle. The record is from RefSeq and is a predicted model, not a curated record. The transcript is spliced from 3 exons. Bases 146 to 628 code for a protein of 160 amino acids. Gene Ontology annotation, cellular component: chitin-based extracellular matrix. NCBI's taxonomy places the organism in Eukaryota, Metazoa, Arthropoda, Insecta, Coleoptera, Curculionidae.
AAAAUUCUAAUUUAAUAGACGAGAUGCCCAUGAACUUUUGGGGGCACAACGAGGAAGAUAUGCUCGGUGUUUCGUAUAAAUACCAGAGGAUAACCAGAUUUUGGUAUUCUGUUCUCGAAGUCAGAUCAACCAACACAUCUUCAACAUGAAACAAAUGCUGGUUCUCGCUGCCCUUGUGGCUUUCGCCGCUGCUGACGUCAGCCACCUUUUCAACAAACAACCCUUCCGCCCCCAAGCCAGGUUGCCAACUCCCUCUGCUGGAUCAGAUGCCGCCGCCAAUAUCCUCAGGGCUGACUCAAACAUCAACCCCGACGGUAGCUACACCUAUGGCUUCGAAUCUGACAACGGAAUCGCCGCCCAAGUACAAGGACAAUUGAAACAAAUCGGUGCUGAAUUCGGAAACGUAGCUCAGGGUAGCUUCAGCUUCACUUCCGCCGAAGGUGUACCAGUCUCCGUACAAUACGUAGCUGACGAAAAUGGAUUCCAACCUCAAUCCGAUGUCCUCCCAACUCCUCCUCCAGUACCACAAGCUAUCUUGAGGUCUCUGGAAUACAUCGCCGCCCAUCCCCAAGCUGAAGAAGGAGUCGUAAGGACCUUCCAAAAGCCCGUUUUCCAGCUUUUAGGUUAAAUGGAAUUUGAUUUUAUAUUGUUGUCCUCUGUUUAUACUGUUAUGUAAAUAAAAUAUCUUUUUGGAAA